AUGGAAACAUAUCUGUUUCAAUCGAAUCCCUGCAACGCUGGCAACGAGUUGGCCUUGGGACAUCUACACCUUUUGUUGUUUCGUUUUGGUCCCUCACAGCUGAUCUGCCAGGAGAAGCCCUUUGCAGGUGGCCUGAUUGGUGGCGAGUCCGCCUUCUCGGGGCAGGCCUUCAACUUCGACCCCCUGGGGCUCUCCGUGAAGUGCGAGAAGUACCUCCCAUGGUUCCGCGAGGUGAGUGCGGAGCUGAAGCACGGGCGCAUUGCCAUGUUGGCCUGGGUCGGCUUGGUGGUGCCGGAGUUCGUCCGCAUUCCAGGCCCUGACGCGUGCUAUGGUGCAAAGAAUGUGGUCGAAGCGCACAACGCCUGCGCUGGCGAUCCCUACUUCCCCUUUGUCAUCAACUCCACUGACUUCUACGGCACCAGCGGCCACCAGGUGGGCCCUCUCUUCCAGGUCUUCGCCUUCUGCGGGCUGGUGGAGAUGCUGACGACCUUCGCAAAGACCAGCAACAUCUCCAACAAGCCUGGGCUGACCCUUGAGAAUGCAGGAGAUUACCGCCUGGGUUUGAACUUCCUCCCCAAAGAGCCUGAGAAGAUCAAGGAGAUGAAGUUAAAGGAGUUGAAGAACGGGCGCCUGGCGAUGUUGGCCUUCGGUGGAGCCAUCACUCAGGCCACGCUGACUGGCAACGGAUUCCCUUGGCUCUAUGCUCAGAAGGAGUCUCAGACAUCCACCUUCGGAGCCUCCGUGCCCAGCACCCGUCCGCGCGCGAUGCUCGGAGGCGAGCAGGUGCCAGCAGCUGGCCACGCCAAGGGAGAGAUCUUGCGCAGCAGCGAUGACGGAAUUGCAGGCAUCAAACAGGCCUAUGAUCUGCCCUCAAAGAGCAAGAAUCACUUCGCAGAGGUCACGACAACCAACCAAGACCUCAUGAAGCACCCGAAGGUCUUCACUUUGAGCGCCAAGACGCGGGAGCUGCGCACCGCGCUGGCCGAGCCCAGCGGCGACUUCGGGCGCGCGGGGCGGUCCAGCUGGCACUACAACAUUGCGCGCCCGCUGGGACGCAAGGUGAAGCUGCACCAGAUCCCCUCCGCGAAGUUCGAUGGCAGCUUUCUGCACUCGGACUUCACACAAACGCGACACAUCGCUCCUUCCGGGCGCGCGCCCGGUGCCGAGGUCUUGUCGGUGCUGCCCGAGGUGGGCGGCUCGCGGCCGCGCAGCCAGUGCACCGGCUCACGGCAUUCGAGCAUGGCGAGCACCACGCCGCGGCGGGCGAGGGUCGAGUUUGAGACGAUCUUCAAUCGCACCAAGCUGCAGGCGGAGUCCAAGGGCUACAAGAUGAGUGCAGCCGUGCCCUUCUUGCCCAUGUCUCCUGCCCUGGAAGGCCUGCCAGGCGAGGAGGAGGGCUUCGAUCCCAUGGGCUUCUCGUUGGCCAUCGACAUCCGUUGGCUCCGGGAGGCAGAGCGAGACGGAGGACGUCAGCGCGACGUGAGAGCGGAGCUGAAGCACGGCCGUGUGGCGAUGCUGGCCACCGUGGGCUGGAUCGCCACGGAUCUGGGCUUGCGAGUGCCGGGCGAGCCCUUCCAGGUUUCGACCAUCGAGGCUCAUGAUGCCAUGGUGAAGUUUGGCUCCAUGCCGCAGACACUUGACGUGGAGUGGCAGUUGGUCGGAAUUGGGAUCCUGGUGUGGCUGGGAUACUUGGAGCUCUUUGGCUUUUUGGCCAUCAUCAACAUGCAGGAGGGCAAGACCGACCGAAAGCCGGGCGACUUCGGGCUGCGGGGCUUCUACCCCGCCGAUGCGAAGGGCCAGUACGACAUGCAGGUGAAGGAGCUCCGAAACGGGCGCCUCGCCAUGUUGGCCUUCUCAGGCAUCGUCACCGUCGGAGUGCUCACCCAGGAGAAGUGGCCCUUCUUCAACGCUGUGGUGAACGCGGUGUCCUCGCCGUCUAAGACGAUCUCCUCGAAGUCCUCCUUCUGUGGCGCAGCAGCACUCUCGGCCCGCAGCAACACCGUGGCCUGUCAGGCAGCCACCAGCAAGAGCAUGCCGUUCCUGCCAAAGCCUCAGAACCUGGGCGGCCUGGUCGGUGGCGAGGCGGAGUUCGACCCUCUGGGCUUCUCCGACACCUUCGACGUGAAGUGGCUCCGCGAGAGCGAGUUGAAGCACGGGCGCGUUUGCAUGUUGGCGACGAUUGGCUUCGUCGCCGAGCAGUAUUGGAACUUCCCAGGCUGCCCUGAGACGCCAGAUGCCUUGCAGGCCAUCUACACUGCGCCACCCAACCUCACAGCGUUGCUGAUCUUCAUCGCCGGAUACAUCGAGAGCUCCUCCUACGAUGGCAAGCUGACAAUGCUGGACAUGUUCGAGGGCGAGGGCGCAAAGAGGGCACCGGGUGAUUUGAACUUCGGGAAGCGCUUCUUGCCUGGGGACAAGGAAAAGGCUGACGAGCUGGCCACCAAGGAGCUCAACAACGGUCGCUUGGCCAUGCUGGCCUUCGCAGGAAUGAUUCACCACAACCUGGUGGUGAAGGGUCCGCUCUUCCCUCUCUUCCCCGAGGGCUGGCAGGGACCGCAGGGCUCCUGGGAUUUGGACAGCACGGCGGGCGCGCUGAACAGCGGUAGUCUGGGAUUGUGAGCAGAGGUUCAACGUGUCACCAAGGGCGGCUCUUUUUGAUGCCCUACUUCGAGGUCUACGACUUGAAGCCAAAGCCGGGCAGAA
This is a messenger RNA of Durusdinium trenchii, 2703 nucleotides long. NCBI's taxonomy places the organism in Eukaryota, Dinophyceae, Suessiales, Symbiodiniaceae. The record is from the annotation of a GenBank genome assembly.